Molecule: messenger RNA, 891 nt
Organism: Ornithodoros turicata
Lineage: Eukaryota; Metazoa; Arthropoda; Arachnida; Ixodida; Argasidae
Product: BEN domain-containing protein 5-like
Exons: 3
Coding region: 549-836 (95 amino acids)
Source: RefSeq, a predicted model, not a curated record
AUUAUGCUAGUGAUCUCAGUUUUUCAUAUAUACAUUAAAGCAUGUGCCACAAACAUUUAAACAUUUUGUGAUGCCGGAAGAACACUGUUCCGUUAUGAACUGUGAAAGUGGUUAGGAAACCAUACAUAAAGUUUACGAGAAAAGUGACUGUAGUUGUUCACCUGUGGGCACUGAAAAUGCUGAUCAAAACACGAUGCAUUAGCGGGCCCCUGUCACAGUUACAAGUUACUGCGCCGCUAAGAUAAUGUGCCGCAUCAGACCCCAUGUCGCCCUCAAAAACUAGCAAUUUCCUUGCCCACCAUUUCCUGGUAUUUGAAGGGGGAUGUCCUUCCCAUGAUGAGAGGUGACGCAGAGCGGGACAUGGAGGGAGAGUUGUCAUGAGAGGAUAAUCAUGUUCACGGCCAAUCCUGUUCGGGAAGCAAAAGCCCUAACUAACGUCAUACCUCUCUUGUUUAUUUGUCUUUGCCCUCCAAUCCUUGUUAUUGUCCAGAGCCACCAUCGACGGUUGCAAGAAAUAGUCACUUCUUUCAGAAUUCAACAGUGGAAAAAUGUUCCAGGUGGAUAUAAGAUACCAAGUCCAAGUAGGAAAAAUGAAGCGGGACAGGGUUCUAGCACAGGAGGAGGACAGCAUGUUCCUCAAAGAAGGCAUGGUGGCCAUUUGGGGAACAGCUAUCCUCAACAAUCGCACAGUAGCGGGCAAGCUGUCGAACAAGGCAAAAGCCAACGGGCAGACAGAAGUGAGCCCUGCACUCACUCCAAGGAAACUGGAUGCCUUGAAAGGUGCCUAUGGAGCGGUGAAGAGGCGUUCCGAGUCUCAGGACGAUAUCACAAAGUAGAUGGCUAAAAUCCGCAGCACGCUGAAUGACAAAUUAAAAAAUUUGAAGAAGCACA